Cylas formicarius (sweet potato weevil) is the source of this 3956-nucleotide messenger RNA. Its product is annotated as cytochrome P450 4C1-like. Gene Ontology annotation, molecular function: monooxygenase activity; heme binding; oxidoreductase activity, acting on paired donors, with incorporation or reduction of molecular oxygen. Lineage: Eukaryota; Metazoa; Arthropoda; Insecta; Coleoptera; Brentidae. The transcript has 7 exons. The record is from RefSeq and is a predicted model, not a curated record. Bases 2605 to 3936 code for a protein of 443 amino acids.
ACGAGUCAGGUAAGUAUCUUGGCUUUACAUAUGAGUCUAGAUUCAAUUUUGUCUUGAAUCCUUUGAAGUUGUACAACACCCUUAAGUUGUUGGGUGCUAAACGAUUUAAUCGUACUUAUUUAAAGUACUUUCUAAAGUGAAACAAGUGAAAAAGUAAAUUGGAAUAAAUGUGUUUUGGGUUUUAUGACAGUUAAGUAAAUUAGGUUAAAUUGUAGGGAAAUAAUGUACGUUUAAAAUCCGCAAAAACAACAAUUUAAAAGUGUUGGUUUUGUAUUCGGGAGACUAAUACUGAACCAUAAUAAUUUGCUUGCUUCUUAGUAUUUCCUAUAACAUGGAUAUAAAUAAAACAAGUGUUUCUUAUCCCCUACUGAAUGCGAAUAACCAACAAAUACGCACUAUACGUAAGCUAUUUACUCCCACGACACCGCAGAAAAAAAAUAAUCUGAUCACCUUGUAGAAUAGCCAUUUAAAAUGACCUUGGAAACGGCGAUAGACAAAGAAUCAUCCGACCAGGAAAAUUAACUUAAAAAGUUCUUUUAAUUUAGUAUCGAUAAAAUUGUCAAAAGCAUAUUGCAAUUCACUUUUAAGUAGUUGGAUGCGUGAUUACGUUUACAACGAUUUUAAUUGUACAAUGAGGUGAUUCUUAUUCUGAAUUCGUCACGAUUAACGAAAUUUGAAUUUGUUGUAUAUACAGCUUCAUGGCAAAGUAGUAAGGUGCAGUUACAUACACUUGUGGCUUUUUGUAUUAAACAUAAAAUGGAAUAUAAAGAAAAAAAACGGUUCGGCAUUUUUCGUAUGACUUCUAUUUUUACUAAAAUCUAGUGAGUUUGAUGUUGAAAAACGAGAAAAAAAAAUUGCGCAAAAUAUAGAUAUAUAUAAAUAUUUUAAAAUCAAGGGUCGGCGCGAAGCUAGAAAACGAAUCCUUUGCGCAAGACCAGGCCGCAUGACGUCAGUAGCCAGACACAACCGACGCCGCGUUGUGCCGUGUGCCGUGUGUAUUUUAUUUAUUUUUCUACUCCCGUCUGUAAAAUACUUAAUUACACACCUAGCGUGCGGUAAGCGCCACUUUAACACGCCAGUUUCGUUUCGCACGGAUCCGAGCUACUUCGGACAUUUGCGAGAAUUUACCGCACGGGUUUGGAGCAAUCGGAUGUUUUCGGAGAUAUUUCCCACGCCUUGAAUUUUGACGUUUGUCAGUUCUGACGGUCAUGUCAGUGAAUAUAUUCGUGUUGUUUUGCGAAAAUUUACCCAAAAACUAACGGUCGUAGAAAAAUUAUAGUAUGCAACACGUUCGGUAAACUUUUUAAGUCACUCGUUUAUUAAAUACUCGCUCCGCUCGUGUCAAAUAAACUCGUGAGUCAAAUGCCGUUUACCGCACUUGUUGCAUAAUAUACUAUUGUGGCAACAUAAUAACGCAAAUUUAAACGAACCUCAGAGCGUGACGUUCUUUAACGGUAAGAAGUGUGGUAAGUAUAUAAUAUUAUAUCUAGCACUAAUGGGUAAAAUUUAUUUUUUCUUUAUUUUAGUUCAUUGGAAGUUUAUGAUAUUAAAACAUGGUACACACGCCGGGUCGUAACAAUUAUGAAAGCUAUUAUUUUUUUUUCUGCAUUGAAUAUUCUGUUUUGCAUGCAGUAACGGCAAAGAAAAAAAACGGCUCUGGUAUACUUAAAAGUGCGUUUUAUUUGCUUCUACAAUUUACAAAAUAUGUUUUUUUCCCGAAUCAAAGUUCCCUCUGGUAUUGGCUAAGCGAUCACAUUCCGAAAAUGUCAAAAAUAAGCGAAUUUCUCCUUCAUGAGAACGUACUUUCAAUGUUUCAAAGAAAAUGAAUAUACAUGGUAUUAUUUCAAAUAUAGGCUAACAGAAAUGUACGAAGCAUCGUACUUACUUCAUAUUAGGAACCUAGUCAAUUUAUUAGUAAAAUUAUUGGACACGUACACAAUAAAAAAUUUGAUUUUUGGCCCCUUGUUUUGUAUAACUUUCUUGGACUUCUAAAAAUCGAAAUUACUUUGUAACGAAAAUUGGCUCGGAUCGUGAUGUGAACUAUGUGAUGUUUUAAAUGAGAGAAGUUCUAGGAGAACGACCAGUCAAGUAGAUAUAAUCUCAUAAUCUUUUUUUUUUUGGAGACGACUUGAAAAUCAUAAAUUUGAAUUCAGGGAGACUUUUCGUUUGAGGGCCCCGCAACCGGCACUGGCGGCAAAUAUCUUUCUGCCUUUUGACGUUGAGCACUCGCUGUUUUGUAGAGAUUAAAUGUCUGUUAUAUUCUAGAUAGUAUUCCAUAUCAUUUUGAGUUCUGAUUUCACAUCGAACUCCGUCAAACCACUUUUUACGUUGUAGAGGAGCUUGUGGAACAUUUACAGAAUUUUUUUUUUUAUGUACUGGACGAGUUUGUAUAUUUUGGAACAAAACACCAUUUCCUGUUUGCCAUUUUUAAUUCCGAUAAAGUUCACAGAAUUUAACAGUAAAUCCGCACCCGCUUAAACUAGAUACUCUAAACCCAACACCGAUGACUGCAACAUUAUUGUGGAUAUCGUAAAGCCAGCCGGCCAACCAGUCUCCUGUGUCUGGCUACUGACGUCACUCGGCCAAGCCUCGUGCAAAGAACAAAUGUUUGAUCUACUACGAGAAUGUGCGAAAAAAUAUUGGCCCAUAUAUCGUUUCACCUCCCCAUAUAUUGUUACGGUAGGCAUUUUGCAUCCGAAAGACUUUGAGAUAGUUUUAUCUCAAAUGAAACACUUAACCAAAAGCAACCUCUAUGAUUUUCUCAAGAAUUGGCUCGGAGAAGGACUGAUUACAAGCACGAACAACAAAUGGCAAAAGCGGCGCAAAGUUUUGACGCCUGCUUUCCAUUUUACUAUUUUGAAACAUUUUCUCACUGUAUUCAACGAUGAGACCGAAAUAUUGAUAAAGAAAAUUGAAUCGACAUGCACAAACACUGCGGUAGCUCUGGAAUCGUUGGUUUCACCCACGACCCUUCAGAUCAUUAGCGAGACGGCAAUGGGCAUGAGAAAUAUUGAUGAUACUACUAAAACAAGAUACCGCAGAGGGAUCCGAAAACUCGCAGAAAUUAUAUUCAGAAGAAUCUGGAAGCCGUGGUUGCGACUCGCUUUCGUGUUUAAACUUUCAGAAGAGGGUCGAGAUGAAAAAUCUGUGGUUCAGUUUUUGCACAAUCUAACGCACAAAAUAAUAAUGGACCGAGAAACACAAUUAAUAAGUGGAAAGAUAUUGACCGAACACUCCUAUUCCGGACGCAAAAUCUUAAGAAUGUUGGAUAUUCUCUUGAUGUCUAAAAUCUGCGCUAACAACAUGGAUUACGAGGAUAUUAGAGAAGAAGUAGACACCUUUAUGUUUGCGGGAUAUGAUACGACCACGUCAGCCAUUUGUUUUUUGCUAUUGUCACUUGCGAAUCACAAGGGCAUUCAGAACGAAGUAAGAAAAGAAAUUGAAGAAAUCCUAGGGCCGAACAGAGUGCCUACUUAUAACGACCUGCAGCAGUUGCAGUACACUGAAAGGGUCAUCAAAGAAAACCUGAGACUAUACCCUAGCGUUCCAUUUAUUUCCAGAAUAGCUAGCGAAGAUUUCGUAACUUACACUGGAUAUCAGAUUCCCAAAGGAACUGUACUUCAUCUGCACAUUUUCGACUUGCAUCGAGAUCCACGAAUUUAUCCGGAUCCGUUGAAAUUUAAUCCGGACCGUUUUUUGCCGGAAAACGUCAAACAGAGGCACCCAUUUGCCUACCUACCUUUCAGCGGAGGCCCCAGGAAUUGCAUAGGCCAGAGGUUCGCCAUGUUAGAGAUAAAAGCGGUCAUUUGCGGAAUUAUAAGGAAAUUCGAUUUGGAAGAAGUGGAUAAAGACACUGACCUGAAAUUUAUACCCCAUUUCAUGUUAAAACCGAGGUCUAAUAUGAGGGUUAAAUUUGUGCCUAGAAAUAGUUUGUAAUUUAUAUUGAAAUAAAUUGU